Messenger RNA from Megalobrama amblycephala (Wuchang bream), 2518 nucleotides. It is a transcript of the gene lg2h6orf89, whose product is annotated as linkage group 2 C6orf89 homolog. Lineage: Eukaryota; Metazoa; Chordata; Actinopteri; Cypriniformes; Xenocyprididae. Gene Ontology annotation, cellular component: Golgi membrane; nucleolus. The record is from RefSeq and is a predicted model, not a curated record. Bases 329 to 1255 code for a protein of 308 amino acids. The transcript is spliced from 8 exons.
AACGCGUUGAAUCCGCUGUUGUGAACGCGCAGAUGAGUGACGUGCGCGGCUCAGUCAGCGCGAGCAGUGUUAGCGUGAACGUGCGAGUGAAAUAACUCGCAAAACUGCUGGAAAUCAUCGUCAAAUCAACAAUAAACCGACAGGUUCGUCAGUCAUGAAGGCAAACGCUUUCUCCCGUGAUUUAGGAUAAAAAGAACAUCUGUCAAACAACACACACACACUUAAAUACACAUUACACACACACACACACACACACAUCUCACCUGUCGAUCAAACACCUGGUUGAUGAAGAUGAUGAUGAUGAUGAAGACGCGGCUCUGACUGAAUCAUGGGCUCGUCUCUCAGUGAACCCUGCAUCUACGAUAAGCUGUCGGAGAGCAUCGAGAUCCUGCGGCAGUCCGGAUAUCGCUACGGGAUGUCCGAGAGAGAGAUCGAGAAGUUCAUCAAACAGGUUCUGGAGACGAACGAGCCCCGCCGCGAGCCGCCGCAGUUCCCCGUGCUGAGGGCCGCCGUCAAGUGUGUGGUGGCGGUGGGUGUCCUGCUGGUGGCAGUGCUGGUGUUCUCGUCUUCUCUGGGCUCUCUGAGCGCCGCGGGACACAACAGCUCGUCUCCUCUCAGUCACGUGCGUCUGCUGUCGCUGCCCAUCGCCAAGAAAUACAACCUACAAGGUUUUCACCAGCGGUGGGCGUCCGGCUCCCUGCAGACGGCUCCGGUGAACUGCUCCGCCUGCGCAGACGUGACGGAGGUGCUGAAACUCACGGAUGGACUGAGAGCGUCUGCAGGGAAACUCAGACAGACGCAGCCGCUGCUACUCAAGGGUGGAGCGUCUCUGUCUCGCCGUGUGUCUCAGCUGGAGCAGUUCUCCUCGUCCGACUCGCUCUCACCGACUCCCGCCAACUUCACUCUGCUCUGGAGUUUUUCAUCCAGUCCCAGAGAGACGGUUCUCCGGUGGUUGUUUCCUGAUGCUGAGCUCUGCCCCCUGCUGGACAACACGGGCACCACACUGCAGCGCUGCCAGCUGGGCACCGGCACCGACCCGCAGCACACGAGAGUGCAGGUGUUGGGUUGGCUGGUGGUCGCUGAUGGUUCUCCAGCCGUUCGUGUUCUUCCCGUCCAGCGAUGCCAAAACCACUGCCGCUCCUUCAGCCUGUGGCUGGAGCCGGGAGAUAUGGUGUUCGCCGAUCCGCGCUACUGGCUGAUGGAGCUGCUUCCGUCCGGAGCGCAGAGCGUGCGGUGUGACGGUCCGGUGCUCUGAGACCAUGUGACUGUGUCGGGCACGCUCCUGAGAGGCUCCAGAGCUUCCCUUCGCCCUGAGGCCAUCAGCGCUGAGGAGAACGCCGGUUUCAGACCGCUCAGAGUUCAGACGCUGACGUCGGAUAUCAGGACGCCACCUGACCCUCGGGUUGUGUUGAGGAAAUGACAUCAGUUUAGGUCUUUCCUUCUCUUCGUUUAGUGGUAUUUCAGUUCCAGUGAUGUUUUCUGACGCCGUCCGUCUGGAUGAACCUUGCGGCGGUCAGGAACAUGUUCGCUCAUAUUUCAUUUUGUUUUGUUUAAAGAAAAUCAAGCCAAUUUUAGGACUUUUUGACAUCAUUUUCAUGACGAUUAGGCACUUUUUAUCCUCAAAUUACUGAGAUGCAAAAAAUAUUCUCAUUACCGUAAUGCAAAAAUAAUAUAUUAAGUAUUUUUACAUCAUGGUAAUAUUUGUUGAAAUUAAUUGAUUUUGAUAAAUCACAAUAUUUUUUUCAUGUUAGGGUAAUGAGAAUAUUUUUCAUAAUAUCAUAAAUACAUUUUUUAUGAUGGUAAUGAGAAUGAGAUUUUUUUUUGUUGAGAAUAUUGUUCCGUAUGACAAUUUUUGUUUUGUUUUUUGUAUGAUGGUAAUGAGAACGAGUAUAUUUUUCAUUAUGGUAAUGAAAACAAGAUUUUUUUUUUCUGUAUUUUGAUCCAAACAAUCUUUUUUGUGCAUUACGGUGAUGAGAAUGAGAAUAUUUGUGUAUUGUUGUGGUAAUAAAAUUGAGAAUAUUUUUCAGUAUUGAAGUGUAAGUGAUGAGAAGGAGAAUAUAUUUUUUUGUUACGGUAAUGAAAACAAAUAUUUUUGCAUUACAGUAAUGUGAAUUUGCGGAAACAGUGUUUUAUUGUCAUGAAAAUAACGUCACGAUGCAUUUUCUGAACUCUCUGAAGCCUCUGCAGAUCAGCCAAUCAAAGCACUUUAAAUGUUUGUCAUCAGCCGAUGAUGUCACAUCCUGAUGGCGCACUCGUAGAGUGUUGCGUCUGACGCCGCUUUUGUUGGGCGGAGUCGUUGCCGCUCCACCAAUCAGAGAUGACUGAAUGUGAUGACAUCAUCAUCACGGCGCGUGUCGAUGUUCAUCGUAGCUGAUGUUUUUUGUCCUCCAGAGUCUAAUCAUUGUAAAUAAUGAGAAUAUGAUGAAGAGUAUGUGAUUUACUAAUAUGAUUCAGAGAUUUAUGUUGAUUGUGAUUUUAAUGCAGGAUUUACACAGUAAACAAAAGCUGCUGUUCGUAA